Pseudoliparis swirei is the source of this 2847-nucleotide messenger RNA. RefSeq names its product Rh associated glycoprotein (gene rhag). Gene Ontology annotation, molecular function: ammonium channel activity. Gene Ontology annotation, biological process: ammonium homeostasis; ammonium transmembrane transport. The transcript is spliced from 10 exons. The record is from RefSeq and is a predicted model, not a curated record. Bases 62 to 1384 code for a protein of 440 amino acids. Lineage: Eukaryota; Metazoa; Chordata; Actinopteri; Perciformes; Liparidae. Gene Ontology annotation, cellular component: plasma membrane.
CACAGCACUACCCCUAAAAAAACACAGAAAGGGAGACUGUGAGAGAUACGCUGGUCUCAGGAUGCCUGCGUACGCCACCAACAUGAGGAUGAAGUUCCCCAUUAUAGCCUUGGCUUUGGAGAUUAUCACCAUUAUCCUGUUUGCCGUGUUUGUGGUCUAUGAUGAUGGGAAAGGUCACGGUCACGGGCACGACGCACACUCCAAUGAGACUCAUCCUAAACCGGCACAGCCCAUGGAACUCUACCCCAUGUUUCAGGAUGUCCACGUCAUGAUCUUCAUCGGCUUCGGGUUCCUGAUGACGUUCCUGAAGAGAUAUGGGUUCAGCAGCGUCGGCGUCAACUUACUCCUGGCGGCCUUCGGCCUGCAGUGGGGCCUUCUCAUGCAGGGUCUCUGGCACCUGGAAGAUGGCAAGAUCAAAGUUAACAUCCUAAAAAUAAUCAACGCAGACUUCAGCACAGCCACAGUCCUGAUCUCCUUCGGAGCGGUUCUGGGUAAGACCAGCCCUGUACAGCUCCUCAUCAUGACCAUAAUGGAGAUCACCAUCUUCUCCAUCAAUGAACAUCUGGUGGCCAAUGUCCUCGCAGCUAAUGACGUCGGUGCCUCCAUGAUCAUCCAUGCUUUUGGAGCCUACUUUGGCCUGGCAGUGGCUCGAGUACUUUACCGACCGGGUUUGAAAAACGGACAUGAUAACGACGGCUCUGUUUACCACUCCGACCUGUUUGCCAUGAUCGGAACCGUCUUCCUGUGGAUGUUCUGGCCCAGUUUUAACUCGGCCAUAGCCGAGCCGGGCUUACCUCAGCUCACAGCAGUGAUCAACACCUACUUCUCCCUGGCGGCCUGUGUGCUCUCUGCCUACGCCAUCUCCAGUCUGGUGGAGCACCGAGGAAAACUGGACAUGGUGCACAUUCAGAAUGCCACCUUGGCCGGUGGCGUUGCUGUGGGAACGUGUGCCGACAUGAACAUCGGGCCAUUUGGGGCCAUGCUGAUUGGUUUAGUGGCCGGCAUCAUCUCCACCCUGGGCUUCAAGUUCCUCUCUCCGAUCCUGUCAUCCAAACUGGGCAUCCAGGAUACCUGUGGCGUCCACAAUCUGCACGGCAUGCCUGGCAUCCUCGGUGGAUUGGCUGGAAUUGUGGCCGUGGCUCUGGGAAAAAAAGACGGAGGUGAUGCUGCCAUGCAAGCUGCUGCCUUGGCUUCAUCCCUCGGGUUCGCCUUGGUUGGAGGGGCUGUUACAGGUUUAAUAAUGAAGUUGCCGUUCUGGGGCCAGCCUCCAGAUAAGAACUGCUAUGAUGACUCUAUAUACUGGGAGGUUCCUGAGGAGGAGCAUGAGGAGCAUGAGGAGAGCUUGACUCACGCCGAUCACUCAAAGAACAAAGCAGAGGUUUAAAUAUCUGCUCACCAUCCAUUCAGCUUGGAAACUAUAAAAGGAAAGGACUAUUAACCUGCUCCACCAUGUCCACUCAUACCAAUCUGUCAAUAAAUGUAAAGUGUUUUUUUGUUUGUUAAAUAGAUGAUUUGUUGUACUAACCAACACACGUACACUUUGAAACUGUUUAGUGAGAUCUACAGCAGUGAAUCUCAACGUACAGUUUAAAUGUGAAAUGUGGGCAGUGAAGGUUUUACACAAGUCUCCAAAACACACAAGUAUUUUAGUUUUAUUGUUAGAUUUUAUUCAUUUAAUUUACAUUAAAAAACUACUUUUUAAGAAUUUGAAACAAGGACCUUUAGGGAUUUUUUACACAAAAAAUUGUAAUCAAUCAUUUUGAAAGCCCAGUAGGUCACUCCAUAGAUUCACUGCUGAUACAAAACUACAUCCCACAAGCCUUUCCUUUAUGUCGUUUUUAUAUAAUACAAUGACGCAUUAAACUAUGUUUUUAGAUAUUAGAAUAGUUUUCUUCAUACAUUAUUUGAUAUUUCCAGACACCUCAUGUGUAUGUCGGCUGAAGCUUGGGUCAAAGAGGAGUUGAAUCUGCUUUGAUCUUCUGCUUCACGCCACCUCACCGGAGCCCGUCCUACUGCAGGGAGUCAGAGUCCGACUGUGGGAGACCAGCAGCGAGGCUCUGACAUGCACACGGAGUCACAAGACAUGUUGACAACUAAUGAAGCUCUGCGUUGCUCCCACUGCUUACAAUCAUUUUCUAUCCAUCCAACGGCAGCGUAACCAUUUCUUUAAAGCAAAGAGGAAUGCAUUGAGCAUUAGAUUGCCUGUCACUGGGCAAGCUAACGUUAUUUUUUGGGUUUUCAAUUUAUAUCCCAUGUAUUCUUACAUGUACAUAUAGUUUAGUGUAUACAUGAAUUGACAAGGUCAGUUUUAUUGAAGUCCUGCAAUGUAAAAAAAAAAAAAAACUGGUACUGUAUAUUUUUCAGAUGCCUAAAAGAUUUCAACAGGAACUGGCAGUUAUAGAAGAUGGAAAUGUGACAAAUAAUACACUUUUUUAUACCAUAUUCAUUGUACCAUUAUAUCCUUUUCCGCCCCUCGUCUCUGUAGCUGAGUUACUGUUGGAUUCUUUUAUGGGAUUUUAGUUAGUUUAGUUUUGAACUGUGCCACUUGCAACAAACCUCCCGUGUACAUCACUGGAUUGAAGCGCAGCAUUUGCUUACUUCUAUCUCUUUAAGCUACAUGGUGUCUGAGUGAUGAAGGACAGAUUGUUUGUAUUUUACAUUAAACAUAGAACUGCAGGGCAAGAUGGAACUGACCACACACAUAGUCGAGUUAAUCAAUAUUUUGGUUUGUCAAAUUAUGUAUUAUGUCGGGAACACAUCAAGAUUUUGUCUUUUUAUACAGUGAGGAUGUGCUCAUAUUUGUAUAAUAUACUAAUACUGUCAUAAUAAAUAUGGUUUUGUACAAUA